UGACAUUUGCGUUGCAGCGCGGUUGCAGCCGUUGCAGCGUUGCGCGACUCGAUGUUUGCUUCUGUGUAGUCCUGUGUAGUCCGCCUUUACCGUUGCGUAGGUCAUAUGAUUCUGUCAAUCGGUCUCAGGCGAAAUUGACAAAUUGUCAGGGUGCGCCAAUUGUCAAUCCUGUCAACGAUUAGUGGGCACGUUUCACGUAUACGUAUGCGAGUGAGUGCGAACGGGAGUUAACGACGCAGGUGCUCCUCCUACGUGCUCCGAGAAAAUGUCACUUUUUGGAGUAGGCAAUCCCUUUUCUACGCAAGUAGGACAAAAGAUCGAGUCUGCUACAGAUGGUAGCUUACCCAGUGAGAAUUGGACGCUUAACAUGGAGAUAUGUGAUAUUAUAAAUGAAACCGAGGAUGGACCAAAAGACGCUAUUAAAGCUAUCAAACGCAGACUCAAUCAGGCAGCAGGCAAAAAUUAUACCAUAGUCAUGUAUACGCUUACCGUAUUGGAGACAUGUGUGAAGAAUUGUGGAAAACGUUUUCACACUCUUGCUUGUUCGAGGGAGUUUGUGCAAGAUCUAGUUAAAUUAAUCGGUCCCAAAAAUGAACCACCAACGGCAGUUCAAGAAAAAGUUUUAAGUUUAAUCCAAACUUGGGCAGAUACAUUCCGUCAUCAGCCACAUACUCAAGGUGUAGUGCAGGUUUAUCAAGAAUUAAAGGUGAAAGGCAUACAGUUUCCAAUGACCGAUCUGGAUGCUAUGGCACCAAUUAUCACUCCGGAAAGAAGUGUACCUGAAACAGAGCAAAUUCCGGCAAGCCUGACUACGAGCGAACAACCCACGUCUUUGGGAACGCAACAUUUAUCUUCUCAAACGUCACAGUCUACUGGCCAGUUAACUCAAUUGAGCGAACAACAAUUGGCCAAAUUGCAAAGCGAGCUUGAUGUUGUUCAGGGAAAUAUGCGCGUAUUAUCAGAAAUGUUGGCGCACUUUACUAGUCCAGACCAAAGUUGCAAGCAACAACCAGAUUCUGCGGAUCUUGAGUUAUUGAACGAACUUCAUUCCACAUGUAAAGCAAUGCAAGAACGUGUCGUCGAUUUGAUUGGUAAAUUGGCCCAUGACGAAAUGACAGCAGAAUUAUUGCGUAUUAAUGAUGAAUUAAACAAUCUGUUUCUUCGUUAUACGCGUUAUACGAAGAAUAAAAUGCAAGUACCAGCGAGCGCUAUAUUAGCCCAGACAAUUGCACAUCCACCGAACGCUGACUCGACACCACCCCUUACUAAGCGAGAAGCAGAAUCACUUAUAGAUUUAUCUGACGAUGUGGAUAAUUUAACAAAGCAGAUGAGUGAACUCGAUGCAGCUGAAGGUGUAGACAAAAACACGAGACAAAAGGAGAAAAAAGAAGGAGAUAGCGAUGAAUUUGAUAUGUUUGCGCAAUCGCGUAAUGCAACGUACGAAACAACAAAAAAUAGUGGCAGCAAGUAUGAAGAUAAUUUGGAGCAAGUGAGAGGAGGGAGCCUAAGCACGGCAAUUCUCAACCGCAAUAAUUCUAAAUUACCUCAACAGACCACUACAAGUGCUAGUAUACAUGUACUAAAUGAGCUCAAGCCGAACUUGGAAUCUGAAUUCAAUGAAAUGGCAGCCUGGUUAGAUCGCACACCUGGAGGACAAGGUGAUCAAGAAUCGUUAACAUCGUCGGAAUUUGAACGCUUCUUAGCAGAACGUGCAGCCGCGGCUGAAGCUUUACCAACCCUCCCUACAGCCACAACUGCCACCUCGAAUUCUUCAACUACCGGUAACCAGAACAUUCAGCGCCAAAUUAACAAAGAUCAAGACAAAUCUUUAUUCGCUCUUUAAGUACCUUGAAAUUGUCUGUUGUAACAUGGAAGGUUAAACUUUCUGGGACUGCCGUGUUACUUUAAACGGCACGUAUUUACGUUUUUUCCCUCCGAUUAAAUCAUGCUCCCGUCGACAAUUUAAAUUUUCGACAAUACAAAUUUGUAUUUUUAACAUAAGAGGCUGAAAUAAGUUAGAAAUACAAAAUUGAGGGAAAAGAUACACAUAUGAAAAAUGCUUUGUGCUUAUACGUACUUAAUAAGGUAACUGAUCUUUAUGCAAUCAUGUUUAAGAUACUGUUUCAGUUAUAAAAUUAUGAUCGUAUACACGUGUAAUGUAGAUAAGUUGCUUUAAAGUUGUUCUACGAACCAUUAUUACGUAAUGAUAGCAUGUUAAGGAUUAGUUUGUACAUAAGCGACACGAUGCGUCCAUAUCGAAAUACCGAGACUGUAUCGCAACAGGUUUUAUUAUGAUAAAUUUUGCCUCGAAGUCACGAAUCAAGCGUGCAAUUAGAUGAAAUUUUCGGAUUGAUACAUGGAUAUCUGGACGAAUAUCCAAUUGAAUAAUCGAACUUAUCUCUACAUAUUGAUAAACUAUUUUUCUAUGUUGAAGUAAAUUUUGUCUCAGCUGUUUAACAUUCUAUAUACAGAGAUACAUUUUACAGAUUUAUUAUUAUUUUUACUAUUGUAAUUCCUAUUGUAGAGAGACUUUGUAGAGACUUUACUAUUGUAGAUUAAUAUAAAUUAGUAGCAUCAAUUGAUUAUUACUGCUAUUAUUACUGCAGUUAUGUGUAAUAAUAUUAUAAAUGAGUAAUAUAUUCUGAAAUUAUUAUAAACGCAGCAGUAUAACGUUGUUGAUUAGAGAUUCUUUGACAUCCUAUGUUUACAGCUCUGGAAAAGAAUGAAAAACUAGUGUUUUUUUUAGCUUUCUCCUUCGGGAUUUUAUUAAUUGCCCUAACAUUUAAUAUUGUACUUCCUAUUUUACAUUUGCUUACGUUUUUACUCUAUUUAUGCAAAUAGAUGGCUAAAAAAAACAAGUACACCUGCGGUGCCUGUAUUAACUGAACUUACAGUUAAUAAGGAUUAUCUGUACUCUUCACUUACGCAGAGAAUAAAAUUGUGCAUCACAA
Molecule: messenger RNA, 2951 nt
Organism: Solenopsis invicta (red fire ant)
Lineage: Eukaryota; Metazoa; Arthropoda; Insecta; Hymenoptera; Formicidae
Product: TOM1-like protein 2
Exons: 10
Coding region: 266-1843 (525 amino acids)
Biological process (GO): signal transduction
Cellular component (GO): membrane; endosome
Molecular function (GO): ubiquitin binding; phosphatidylinositol binding; clathrin binding
Source: RefSeq, a predicted model, not a curated record